CUGUUGCCAGAGAAAGAACAUUUGGGCAUCUCUAUCAAACUUCCAGGUAGCCAGACACAGAGAAGAACCCAGGAGCACCACUACAGCGUUUGGAGUAGUCCUACCCCUCCAGAAGGAGGUGAAGGGUUAAAGCUGUCCUUUUACCAAAGAAAGAACAUCUGGGGUUUUCUUCUAUAAACAUUGCUGCUUUUUAACAGAAUUGACCAACUUAAUAGCUGCCUUUCAAUUAUGGCAGAAACUGAGGUCCCACCUAAAUUAUUUAAUUUUAAAGGAUGUUAUUUUCAUUCAGACAUCAUCAUACCUGAACAUCUUGAGAGACUAGAAGAUUUUGUAGUCAGGGAUACUGAUAUAUUUUUAGUCACUUAUCCAAAAUCGGGAACUGUGUGGACCCAGAACAUUAUGUGCUUGAUUUUGAAUGAAGGUCACCGGAAUGGAACUGAGAACACGAUCACAUAUUAUCAGGCUCCAUGUCUAGAUUACAAUAUAACUAAUGUGGAUUUUACCAAGCAACCAUCACCUCGUAUCAUAAUAGCCCACCUGCCCUAUUAUUUGGUUCCAAAGGGGCUGAGAGACAAAAAAGGAAAAGUCAUUUAUGUAUACAGAAAUCCUAAAGAUGCUAUGGUAUCCUCAUUUCUUUAUUUAAACCCAACAGAAGGAUUAGGAAAAUCAUCUGCUUUGGAGGACUACAUGCAGCAGUAUUUAGCUGGGAAGGUUGCUUGCAGCUCUAUCUUUGAUCACGUGAAAGGGUGGUACACCCAUAAGAACGAGUUCAAUGUUCUCUUCCUUUCUUAUGAAGAGAUGAUUAAGGACCUUAGAGGCACCGUUUUAAAAAUCUGCAGUUUUGUGGGAAAGCAAUUAAGCAGCCAGGAGGUUGACAAAGUUGUGGAUCUGGCUACAUUCAAGAAUAUGAAAGCUGAUCGUAGGGCAAAUAAUGAGAUUGUACUUGGAAAAAUUUUCAAGCAAGAGAACGUUAAACAUCUACGCAAAGGUACCAUUGGAGACUGGAAAAAUAUAAUGACAGUGUCACAGAGUGAAAGAUUUGACAAAGUCUUUCAGGAGAAAAUGAAAGACAUACCUCUCAAAUUCAUCUGGGAUAUUAAAGAGAUACAAAACCAUGAUUAGCAUGGACACUGAAUAAGAAGACAAAACCUCCCUCUCAUCAGGCAUAGUUUUUUGCUCUGCUAAAAAUGUUAACUAGUUUGAAAUACAAUAUAUCAAUAUACUAAUUGAUAUUUGCAAAUAUUUUUUGAAAUAUUAUAAAAUGUUUCUGGGAAAGUAUAUAUUAAAGGGAUGUUUAAAAUAA
Elgaria multicarinata webbii is the source of this 1303-nucleotide messenger RNA. Its product is annotated as amine sulfotransferase-like. Gene Ontology annotation, cellular component: cytoplasm. Gene Ontology annotation, biological process: sulfation. The transcript is spliced from 7 exons. NCBI's taxonomy places the organism in Eukaryota, Metazoa, Chordata, Lepidosauria, Squamata, Anguidae. The record is from RefSeq and is a predicted model, not a curated record. Gene Ontology annotation, molecular function: sulfotransferase activity. The coding region runs from base 229 to 1122 and encodes 297 amino acids.